Lepisosteus oculatus (spotted gar) is the source of this 8535-nucleotide messenger RNA. RefSeq names its product protein phosphatase 1, regulatory subunit 9A (gene ppp1r9a). The record is from RefSeq and is a predicted model, not a curated record. Gene Ontology annotation, biological process: actin filament organization; calcium-mediated signaling; neuron projection development. Gene Ontology annotation, molecular function: actin filament binding. Gene Ontology annotation, cellular component: dendrite; cytoplasm; actin cytoskeleton. NCBI's taxonomy places the organism in Eukaryota, Metazoa, Chordata, Actinopteri, Semionotiformes, Lepisosteidae.
CCUGAGGAAAACGAUUUAUGGGAGCAUAGAAUAAAAAGUACAGUUCCCUUGAGACUCCCAAUUGUUACAAAAUACACUACUGUUGCAACACUCGCCAGACAGCAGCAGCAGCAAAACAUAUUUACAUAAACGGAUGAAAUACAAGUUACCGUCCCCCCCCUAAACAAGUAUUAAAAAUUCUGACGACAAACCACCUUCCUCACAUUCUCUGCAGCGCACCAAUCAUUUCUGCAACAGUCUUUAUGUGCUGGUAUUUAUACGCAUUCACCCCUCCUUACUCAAUUCAUGGCUUGGAGCUUGUCGGGUCAAACCAUUGGCUGUGGAAAGGUGCAACACUUGUCACACGCGUGGAGCUGUAAAGGACGCCCAUCGCCUAAUUGAUUGUAAUCAGAUUUUAUCAGGACGGAGAGGCGGCAGCAAAACAAUCGAGCUCGACAACCUGCGCCGCGUUUCAAUCUGCUUACCAAUCAGCCCUACCACGGUCGACCGCCACCCCUAUUUUGCGUAUGGCCGGGUCCCCCUAUUGCCUGCAAUGGCGUUUUCUAGCGGUGUGAGGAUAGAAGCAGCGGUAUGUCAAGCCGCUCGGGUGUGCAGGUUGGGCAGCUUGCGCAAAAAGAGAAAGGAUGACACAGAAGGGCAACAUCUGCACAGCUAGAAGAUUUUUGUAACACCCUGGCUUUGCGCAGACUACCACAUCACAUGACGCCAAAAGAGCUUUCAUUCACUCGGCAUCAUGCUUUGAAUGAGACGAGGCACGUACUUGUACACUAUUAUGUGUCUAACAACAAAGAUUAAAAUCAGAAUCAAUCCUUGGAAAACGUGAUCUGACAUCCCAGCUAUGCAGAAAGAAGCACCUUGCCCACAAUAAACAUGAUGAAAACCGAGGCUUCGGGAGAAAGGUCCACCCUCCGAAGUGCUUCUCCCCAUCGCAAUGCUUACAGGACAGAAUUUCAGGCCCUGAAAAACGCGUUCGAUCAGCCCAGGCGAGAUGGAGACCCAAAGCCAAAGGAAGCCUGUGAGAAACCUCCACAAGCAAGAGGGAGGCAGUAUGGCUCCAACGUUAACAGGAUUAAAAACAUGUUCAUGCAAAUGGGAAUGGGACCAAAUGAGAACACUGGACCUCCCUCCAAAACCAAAGGGAAAGAAGGUUCCUCCCCUCAAAAGAUACGCAGGCCUAAGCCGUCUGUGGACAAAACGGGUGAAUCGGCUGUGAAACUGCAGGCUACUGUAAGCGAACGGGUUAGCCGAUUCGACACCAGUCGGGAUGGGACUGCUCACUCCAAGUUUUCGGAAACGAGGAAGAUGUUUGAGCAGACUAUCCGGGAGACUUCUCAGUCCUCGCGCUCCUCUUCCGGCAAAGACCGGAAAGGAUCCCAUGAGCACCUGGAUGAGUGGAAGGGCAUGCGCUCUAACCUGGGCAGCACCGACUCCCUGGAUAGUUUGUGUUCGAGAACGGAGGCUUCGUCUCCGACGGUGAGCCAGCUGAGCGCCGUGUUUGAGAACGCCGACCAACAAAACGCAGCGGCUUGGAAGAAGACUGGAAGCAAAGGACUGUGUUCCCCCGAUGGUUCUCAAAGACAGACUGAGCUCAGCGAAGAUGACGUUAGCUGGCAGCAGUCUCCACCGCACCGGAGACAUAAACGCCACGGCCAAAAGCAGGCGAUCCCACUUUCAUCGUCAUCGGAGGACCUUUUAAGCCCCAGUCCUGUGUCCGAAACGGCGGACGAAGGCAAGGGGAUUUCUUCUGUGAGCCAGCAAAGGAACGAACAUGAAAAGGAAAUGGAGUACAACCAAGGAAAUGCCGAAGAUUUCCGUGCAGAUGCUGCAAGUGAUUGUGGUGUGCAGAGACAGAUGGGAGCUGUGGCUGGGUCAGAGGUGGAUGGAGUUUACAGUGAUUCAGCAGUAUCUGAGCCCUCAGCUGGCAAUGAGCACAGAACACAAAUCCCAAAGAUGCCACCUAGUCAGCUAAAUGAACAAGCUGAGGGCCCUGUGCUGGCCGAUUCUGCUUGGGUUUCAGAUGAGCACGCUAAAGAUCCCAGCGAAGGAUAUACUGGGAGUGAGAAGGCGAUUGGCACUUCUGAAAGUGCUAUGUAUUAUCAGGGUUGGGGAGAAAGCUGUACAGAUCCCGAGGAUCAAGCCUGCAGUGAGGAGAACAGCCACUAUGAGCCCGAUUCGGAGAUUGUAGAAAUUCCUGGCUUGCCAGAAGAAGAGGAUGUCGCUUCAAACAGAAAAAUUCGAUUUAGUACAGCUCCAAUCAUGGUGUUCAAAACCUAUUCCAAUGAAGACUACGACAGGAGAAAUGACGAAGUGGACCCAGUAGCUGCCUCAGCAGAAUACGAGCUGGAAAAACGGGUGGAGAAGUUGGACCUCUUCCCUGUCGACCUUGAAAAAGAUGAGGAUGGCCUCGGAAUCAGUAUCAUCGGGAUGGGAGUGGGAGCCGAUGCCGGCCUGGAGAAGCUGGGUAUCUUUGUGAAAACAGUCAUCGAGGGCGGAGCUGCUCAGAAAGAUGGCAGGAUCAAGGUUAAUGACCAGAUAGUGGAAGUGGAUUCCAUAAGCCUGGUGGGAGUUACUCAGAACUUCGCAGCCACUGUCCUGAGAAACACAGAAGGCGUUGUCAGGUUCCUCAUCGGGCGCGAGCAGCCCGGCCAGGUCAGCGAGGUCGCUCAGCUCAUAAGCCAGACGCUGGAACAGGAGCGGAGGCAGAGGGAGAUGCUGGAGCAGCACUACGUGCAGUACGACGCGGAUGACGACGAGACAGGGCAGUAUGCUACUGAUGAUGAAGAUGAGGAUAUGGUCCCUGACAUAACAGGAGGAGACAUGGCCAUUGAAGUUUUUGAUUUACCGGAAACAGCGGACAUGUUUUCUCCCACUGAAAUGGAUGCCACUAAACUUUCCCACAAAUUUCGUGAGUUACAAAUAAAACAUGCUGUCACUGAAGCAGAAAUACAGAAGCUGAAAAGCAAGCUCCAGUCCACGGAGAACGAGAGGGUUCGCUGGGAACGGGAGAAGACCCAGCUGCAGAAGAGCAUCGAUGACAACAAGGAGAGGAUGCUGAAGCUGGAAGGCUACUGGAUCGAAGCCCAGACCCUGUGCCACACGGUGAACGAGCAUCUGAAAGACACCCAGAGCCAGUACCAGGCGCUGGAAAAAAAGUACAACAAGGCAAAGAAACUCAUCAAGGACUUCCAGCAAAAGGAGCUAGACUUUGUCAAGCGAGAGCAAGUCGAAAAGAGAAAGUUUGAAGAUGCAGAGAAAGUACAUCUUAUAGAAAUCCAAGGACUUCAAGCCCAGAUUUCAAACCUCGAAGCAGAACUACUAAAUCUGAUGAAGCAGAGCGGCACCCAGGUGAACAACAACAACAACAGUGCCGAGCGGAUUUCCACCCUCGGGAGGGAGGAGCCAAGUGAAAGUACUGAAGACGCGCUGAGGACGCGUGGAGCUGUUGCCGAUGGUGAUUUUGCCGAGGCGGUGCCCGAGACCGAGCGCCUGGACAGCGAGGCGCUGAAGGCGCGGGCGCAGCUGUCCGUGAAGAGCAGGAGGGGGCGGCCCUCCAGGCCCCGGCCCCGGGGCAGCCUCAGCUCCACUGACGGGGAGGAUGGCCUCGAGAGGAAGACUGCAGAGGGUGGCAGCAGCCCCCUGCACAGCUCCAUGCCUGCGCUCCCUUCGUCGCCGAAGCCCACCUCCCGAGCCUUGGAUCCUGGGACCUCCUCCUCUCCCCCUGCGCAAGGAGGGGGCGCCUCCACAGCUGUCCUGGAAGACUCCCCCACGUCUUCUCCGUCCAGGUCCUGCUCGUCAGAAGCCUCUCCUCUGCAUCAUCCUCAGCUGGACAGAGAAGAUGAAGGUUCUCUGUCUCCACUGAUAUCCAGCCCCUCAGUCGGACCACUAGGGAAAACAAAAAGGAAGCUCAUAGACCUUGGAUCACCAGCGAGGCACAGCCCUGGCAGAGAGAAGAAGGACAAAGAUAGCAGUAGGCUCUCAUCUGGAAACAGCUCCACCGAGCCUUCCUCUGAGAACAGCCCCGAAAAACACAAGGCUAAGAAUGUUGGCUUAAACAAUGACGUAAGUGCUAGCAGUGUGAGCUCUGCAGAUUUCAGUGGCUUGGUGGCAGAACCUAAAAUAACAGGGCGCUCACAUUCCUUGGCUUUGUCAUCAGAUGAGAGUCUGGAGAUGAUAGAUGAUGAGAUACUAGACGACAGCCAUUCCCCAAAACACCAGCAGUGGCAGAACCGAGCUGUUCUUGAGUGGAGCUGCCAGCAGGUCUCUCACUGGCUCAUGGGCUUAAACCUGGAACAGUAUGUCCCAGAAUUCACUGCCAAAGGCAUCAAUGGAGAGCAGCUCCUGCAGCUGGAUGGGAGAAAGCUGAAGUCCCUGGGUGUUGUUUCUUCCCAAGACCGAGCACUCAUUAAAAAGAAACUGAAAGACCUGAGGGCAGUCGUGGACAAGGCGCUCAAGACCAGGGAGAAGCUGGAGAAACACAGGGAGAAGCUGUGGAAGAAAGAGCAGGAGCUGCUGCAGAGGGAAGCUAAGAAAACAGGCAAGACCAGUGGUGGGCCAGCAGAGGGCAGUGCUGAGUAACUUUGACUCUCCAGAACUGCAACACACAGAAGCAGCAUUAAGACUAGACUGGUGACUGAGCAGGAGUGCAAGGAAUAACCCAAUUUUAUGCCAGUAUGUCAGUGUAAAGGUUGACUGACUGCUGUUGAUGCAAAGCUGUCUGGACUGCAGGGAUCCAGUGGGUGGACAUUGACCCCUGGCAUUGCUUUGGAAAUGCACUUCUGAUCUCAUUUGUGGGUUUGAAAUUGUCCGUGAACCUUUCAUGACUCUGUCCAGAUUUGUGUCACCUGGCAAUAAUCUGCUUUUUUAUUAAUUGUAUUUCAUGCACUUUUCAUGAUAAUGUUGGCCUAAUGCUUAACUUCAGACAUAACCGAUUACAUUUUAUAAAGUGAAAAUAAUGAUAUACUGUAGACGUACCGAGAAGCAAAACUGCCCACUGCCUGAGUCCCCUGAUAUCUGGUUACGUACAAAUUCAAUCAGACAAAAUUAAAAGUUGCUUGAGGCUACUUUGUUACUUACACAUGAAGUUUUUACUGUGGACAGAACGUGACCAUUAAUGUGGAAAGGUUAGAGUCAAGGCUGCACAUCAUCUGCUAGGCAUGUCCACAAACCCCCAGCAGGGCCAGAGAAUUGUCUCAGUGCCACUGGGCGGGGGUGGGUCAGUGCUGCCUCAGCAGUCAUGCACACCUUUCUCUGACCAGGCAUUGACUGAGCGGUGUAAGUCGAGCCACGUCUGGGCCCCCAAAUCUCAAAUCGCACCUUUUACUACGUUCAGACUUGUCCUGGAUCAGGGCAGGGCAAUCUGAACCGCCUUCGUCAUCAGCGACACACUGGAAUACGACCUGCCUCAAAACAGAAACUGGGCAUACGAUACGGUAGAAAUGUCUGUAGACAUGGUGUGUCACUGAGGUGUAAGAUGAACAGCAGUACAACUAACAUCUGAUCAGAGCAUAAGAAAAGUUAGAAACAAGAGGAGGGCGUUCGGCCCUCCUGGCCCGUUGGGUAGUUAGAAAUGAAUCAGAGGAUCCCAUCCAGCCAUUUCUUGAAAGAAGCCAGGGAAACAGCUUUAACAACAUGACUGGGCAGCUUCUUCCAGACCCCCACAGCCCUUAGGGAUCAAGAAGUAACUCCUGUUCUCAGUUUUAAAUGCACCUCCCCUGGAUAGUUUAAGCAUUCCUAAUACAGUGCCCCUAUGUCUCAUAACGGACAUAAAUGCAAAUCAGUCACCCAGUUUGUGGGUAGAUUCUCUUGUUUUGCAGCAUCUGACGUCGGACAUUAGACGUUCUUCCAGAGGUGAGGAGCAUGAGCCAUCGGCCAUGUGACAGCAUUGUGACGCUGUCAUUGAUGCUGGUUUGGCAUUAUUGCACCUAUGGUGUUUCAUCUGAGGCGAUUUGCAAACAGCUUGUAAGGACGUUCCAAAUAAAAACAUACUCACUGGUCAUUUCAAUAUGCUUAUCAUGACUCUCAUUGGAUGACCAUGAUCUCCAUGUCAACCAGAGAGUUUCACAUAAUGCACGUAUUGCCUCUCUGUACGCUGUCUCGAAUAGUGCAGUUUCCACACAUUAAAGCUGAAAAAUUGACUCUACACUUUGCACAUACCAGUCAAGGAAUUUGAGACAUGAAAUGUCAUUUCAUUUUUUCCUUUGUCACCUGUUCUCAUGUGAAAGAAAUGUUCUUUCACGCAUUGUGUGAUUCACAAACAUUAACUAGCUGAUUUAGACAUUUACUGUAUCAGUCAUGCACGGUUUCUGUUUUGGGGCAGUAUGCAUUCUUCAUCAUUCCGAUAUUUUUGCAGUCUGCACUGUUUCAUAUUAUAUGAAUUAUGUUUCAUUUUUCAUGUCUGGAGAUCCUUAUUGCUGAAGUAACUGGACAGUUUUUAUUAGACUUGCAUGAAGCACCAAAAAGUUAGAAUCAUGGCUAGAAUCCCAAACAUCAACAUUUCAGAAAAAGAAAUUGUCAAUUGUGCUGCAAAAGUGUGAUGUUUAUUGAAAGGGGAUGUUUAUUUUAUUUCUGUUCAGCUGUAGUCCAUCCUUGCCUCUUUAUCUGUGAAUCCUGAGAUGUAAAUACUGUUUGUCAAACUGCACCUCUUCAGGAUGUCCAUAAGAGUAGUGAGUGGAGACUCUAGUCAUUGUUGUACACAUUGCAUCACAACCAAAAUGAUACUUAUUUAUGAAUCAUCUGAAAUGCAAAUAAACAGCUAGUACUAUAGUGAGAAACAUUUUAGGUUUAUAUUGGUUAAAUUCUUUUUAGUUACAUGAUGUUUCUAGGCAUUCCUGCUUUGUACAUAGAAAAAGCUAGUGCCCCAAGGAAUUUCUUUCAUUUUUUAUUGAGAGACUUAUAUUUUUAUGUUUACUUGUGAUUUGUUCUUGACAAGGUCAUUGAAAAUGUAAAAUGUUUUUAAAAAGUUUUAUUUGUUGUAGCACUUACUGUAUUAACUUCUUAAUCUUUUUGUCAUUAUUUCCUCAUUUUUCAGAAGACAGAUACCGUAUGACUCCAACUGACACAGAAAGCCCUGCUUUUUAAACUGUCACCUGACCAAUUGUCUUCCAGCAACUGGCCACGUGACUGAGAGCAGCAGCUCAAUCCCCCAGAGGAUUCUGGGGAAUGUGGUCCAAACAAGGCUGCCAUCUUGUCUGGACUGGCUGUGCUCUUAGAAUGUGUUAAAGUGAAAGUUACUUAGAAUGGCUUAGGAUCUCUGCAGGAUUGAUACGACUGUGAACAUUUUAGUUUUGAACCAAAGGUAUGGCCCCUGUUUUUGAAGUACAUAAGAUGAGUAGGGCAGGACAGAAAUCAGUUUCUUAAAUCUAAUUAUAGUAAGUCUUAAUUACUUUAAUGUCUCAUUUGUGACAAAUGGUUGAUAAAUAAGGCUUAUUUUCUAAAUGCAGUUUUUGCUUUUUAUCAUUCUAAAAGAAGAAGUGGUACUACAGGAAUGUAAAUCCUAUAAAUUACACUGCCUGGAGACCAUCUUUUCAAAGCGAAAGACAUUAUUGUACUCUUUUUUUCCAAAGAAACACCAAACCUGAAAUGUUAAGCCAGAAAUAUACCAUUUAUAUACUGAGCAUUAGUGUAUAAAACUUAACAAAGCAAAGGUAUAUAGUUCAAAGAUACUGAAAAAAGCAUUGAUACAAGCUUUGUUAGAAAACUGCAGAGGGAAGAACCUGUUUUGAGGGAAUUGUUUCAUCAUUUAAUUUUACUGUACUGCUGUAACUGUAAUUACUUGAAGCCAGCUUCUGAUGUGUGCUUUCAGUGUCAGACAUUUAUGAGCAGACGUAACAAUAAACAUUGCAGAAAAAAACUAUAUCAAUUUUUUUAUGAUAAGGGUUUGUGGAGAACAUUGAUACAAAGCAGGAAACUCUUUGUGAUGAAAGUGGUGCGCACACACAGGGGAGUAGUUUCCUGUAGAUGUUCAGAAAUGUUGUUAGAAUGUGAUUUUUGUCAAAGCAUUCAUUCCAAAAAGCAAUACACAGAUGGAAAGCUCUUUACGUUGUAAAUGUACUGAGGUUGCAGCAUGAUGACUGCAGUUGUGUGCAGUCUGUUCAGUCUGAAUAUGCAACCUGGGAGUUCUGGGGGACAGACAUACAAGAAAGUAACAGCUGCUGUUUCAAAAUAAAUGUUUCUUAACAGGUUUUAUAACUGAGUGUGUACUGUACAUAGCAUAAUGUCUGUCAUUGUUUAUAUAUGUUGCAUUGUGAGUUUUGUAACCAUUUCAAGUACAAUUGAACAGGCAGCUAAAAAAAUGCAUUGGAUGAAAAGUUUGAGUUUCAAACGUUUGAAACUGUUUUUACUAGUUCAUUAUACAGUAAUUUGAUAUACAGUAGAAAUCCCAUCACCUGAAGCAGAGCAUUGGCUUGUUAGAAGUAAAUAAUUUAUUUUCUUAAUUUGUAUUUGCAUGCAGGAAAUAUAGGUGCUAUGUGAGUUCAUUUUCCUUCAGUGUGAUUUACAGUAAAUAUUUUAAAACCCUGCUUGUUUAAGCUUCUGAAA